GGGCAGCGGCGGGCGGCGGCCGGAUCGGGCCACGGCCCUUCCUCGCCAUGGGGGACGUGCUGUCCACGCACCUGGACGACGCCCGGCGCCAGCACAUCGCAGAGAAAACCGGGAAGAUCCUGACGGAGUUCCUGCGUUUUUAUGAGGACCAGUAUGGCGUCGCCCUCUUCAAUAGCAUGCGCCACGAGAUCGAGGGCACCGGGUCGCCGCAGGCCCAGCUGCUCUGGCGCAAGGUGCCGCUGGAUGAGCGCAUCAUCUUCUCGGGGAACCUCUUCCAGUACCAGGAGGACAACAAGAAGUGGAGGAACCGCUUCAGCCUCGUGCCCCACAACUACGGGCUAGUGCUCUACGAGAACAAAGUGGCCUAUGAGCGGCAGGUCCCACCCCGAGCCAUCAUCAACAGUGCAGGCUACAAAAUCCUCACCUCCAUGGAUCAGUACCUGGAGCUGGUUGGCAACUCCUUACCAGGGACCACGUCGAAAUCAGGCACCGCCCCCAUCCUCAAGUGCCCCACGCAGUUCCCGCUCAUCCUCUGGCAUCCCUCUGCGCGUCACUACUACUUCUGCCUGAUGACGGAAGCAGAGCAGGACAAGUGGCAGGCUGUCCUGCAGGACUGCAUCCGGCACUGCAACAAUGGGAUCCCCGAGGACUCCAAGGUGGAGGGCCCUGCAUUCACGGACGCCAUCCGCAUGUACCGCCAGUCGAAGGAGCUGUACGGCACCUGGGAGAUGCUGUGUGGGAAUGAGGUGCAGAUCCUGACAAACCUGGUGAUGGAGGAGCUGGGCCCUGAGCUGAAGGCAGAGCUCGCCCCACGGCUGAAGGGGAAACCGCAGGAGCGACAGCGGCAGUGGAUCCAGAUCUCGGACGCCGUGUACCGCAUGGUGUACGAGCAGGCCAAGGCACGCUUUGAGGCCGUGCUGUCCAAGCUGCAGCUGGCCCGGCCGGCCAUGGAGGCCGUCAUCCGCACCGACAUGGACCAGAUCAUCACCUCCAAGGAGCACCUGGCCAGCAAGAUCCGAGCCUUCAUCCUCCCCAAGGCGGAGGUGUGUGUCCGGAACCACGUGCAGCCCUACAUCCCGUCCAUCCUGGAGGCCCUGAUGGUGCCCACCAGCCAGGGCUUCACCGAGGUGCGGGACAUCUUCUUCAAGGAGGUCACCGACAUGAACCUGAAUGUCAUCAACGAGGGCGGCAUCGACAAGCUGGGCGAGUACAUGGAGAAGCUGUCCCAGCUGGCGUACCACCCCCUCAAGAUGCAGAGCUGCUACGAGAAGAUGGAGCCGCUGCGGCUCGAUGGGCUGCAGCAGCGUUUCGACGUCUCCAGCACGUCUGUGUUCAAGCAGCGAGCCCAGAUCCACAUGCGUGAGCAAAUGGACAACGCUGUGUACACCUUCGAGACCCUCCUGCACCAGGAGCUGGGGAAGGGGCCCACCAAGGAGGAGCUGUGCAAGUCCAUCCAGCGGAUCCUGGAGCGGGUGCUGAAGAAAUACGACUAUGACAGCAGCACCGUGCGGAAGCGCUUCUUUCGGGAGGCCCUGCUGCAGAUCACCAUCCCGUUCCUGCUCAGGAAGCUGGCCCCCACCUGCAAGUCGGAGCUGCCCCGGUUCCAGGAGCUGAUCUUUGAGGACUUUGCCAGGUUCAUCCUGGUGGAGAACACGUACGAGGAGGUGGUGCUGCAGACGGUCAUGAAGGACAUCCUGCAGGCCGUGAAGGAGGCCGCUGUGCAGAGGAAGCACAACCUGUACCGGGACAGCGUGGUCAUGCACAACAGCGACCCCAACCUGCACCUCCUGGCCGAGGGCGCGCCCAUCGACUGGGGGGAGGAGUACGGUGGCAGCGGUGGGGACGGUGGCAGCCCCAGCGUCCCGGAGGUAGCCACUCUCUCAGAGAAGCGACGGCGCGGCAAGCAGGUGGUGUCUGUGGUCCAGGACGAGGAGGCAGGGCUGCCCUUCGAGGCUGGCCCUGAGCCAUCACCUGCGUCCCCGGACAGUGUCACUGAGCUCCGUGGCCUGCUGGCCCAGGAUGUGCGGGCCGAGAGCCCCCCGCCGGCCGGCCCCCUGCUCAAUGGGGCCCCCAUGCUAGAGAGCCCCCAGCCGGAGAGCCCCCAGCCCGUGGCAGCCCCUGAGGCCUCCUCGCCACCCGCCUCGCCGCUCCGGCAGCUCCCACCUGGAAAGGCUGUGGACCUCGAGCCUCCCAAGCCCAGCGACCAGGAGACCGGGGAACAGGUGUCCAGCCCUGGGGGCCGCCCCCCCAUCCACACCACCACUGAGGACAGUGCAGGGGUGCAGACUGAGUUCUAGGCUGUUCACCCCCGAGUCUCUGUUGGACAUGGCACAGGGCCCCUGCCUACGGGGCACUGCAGGCUCUGCUCUGGGCAGGGAGCACCAGACCUGUGCCUUCUAGUGGAGGCGGGCAGGGCUGGUACGGCACCUCCAGGGCUGGGCAGCGAGGGGCCCACCUCAGUCACUUUACUGGGCUCCGUCACACUUUGUUGCUCCGUUUACUCUUCUGUGGGAUGAUCUCGGCUUUCCUCCUGGUGCUGGGGGCUGGGCACAGCUGAGGGGCUGGGGAACGUCUGCUAGCCCCUGGGUCCCUGGGUCUUCUCUUCCUGCCCUUCCUCUGUGGCCUCUUUCCCUUGUGGGUCUUGCCAUCCUUGGAAAGAGGGAGGUAAAGGCAUUGUUUGCUGUGACUCAGAGCCCGUGCAUCCUCCCCUCGCCCCAAGGGGCUCAUUGGAACUGGGAAGAGGGAGCGCUGAGGCCCACCUCUGAGCCCGCUCCCUCCCCGCCCCUCCGGGCUGGGCCCCAGAGGGCACUUUCUUUCAGAGAGGGCACUGGCCUCGCCUUCCUUGCCCCAGGUGACGGGAGGUUCGAGGAGGGGUCUUCAUGCUGGGGGUGCCUCACAGGGGGGAUAGGGCUAUCGGUCUGGGGGUGCAAUGAGAAAGGCCCGGAAUGUGCUGGUCUGGGGAGAGGAAGUGUCCCGAGGGAGGAGGAGUAGGUGUCAUUGGGAGUGUCUGCGAGGCAGGUGAUGGCAGAGGGAGGGUACUGGAAGCCCGAGCAGGCCUUUGCCUCCCCCGACCCCUCCAGCCUCAGCCACUUGCUGGGAUCCAGUCUCUGGGGGUCCUUCCGUCCCCUUGUCCCCCCUUUUGUGCUCUCACUCUGGGCUGGGCUGGGCUGGGGGGAGGGUGGCACGUUGCUCAGAGGCGGGGUUUAGUGGGUGUGGGCUCUGUCUUCUGCGGGCCACCUCCAAGGUACGCGCUGUCCACUGACGGAGCUGGUGGGCUCCAGAGGGGCGGAGGCUCCUCGGGGCACUGCUGGUGGCCACUCUGAUUUGGAGCCGGGCUGUGGCUUGGCCCCUGCUUCCUCUGAGUCACCAAAUCGCCUCUCUCUGAAAACUCCAGGCCCCUUUUCAAAUGUCCUCCUUCCUCAGCCUCCUGCUCCUGGGGGUGAGGGUCAAGCCGAGGCAGCCCCAGCCUGGCAACUGCCGUCCCCAGGGGCUGGGACCUCCGGGCCUUGCCAGGCUCCCUCCCCUGCUCCUUUGAGGGGAGGGUAGGCAGGGUAGAACCCGACUCCAGGGUCCUCACGGUGGGGUCCCCCAGCCCUGCCUCCUCCGUCCCCUUGAUCCACUUCCCGGGGCCAGGGCCUUGGACCCACAGGACGUGUGCUGGUGGCUGGAGCUCAGGGACUCCCCAGUCCCCCCAGCCCUAAUCUCAAAACGCCUCACCUCUUCUACCAACACAUUCCGUCUUAAGAUGCUCUCUUCUAGUGCCUUCUUUUGGGGUUUUUCAAUCAUCCUUUCCAGAUAACGUAUUGAAAAUAUUAUGCAAACUGUUUAAGCUUCUACUAAUCAAUAAAUGCUUUAUUUAAAGCCAGUGGCCUGUGUGUGGUGCGGGCAGCGGGAGG
Molecule: messenger RNA, 3896 nt
Organism: Diceros bicornis minor
Lineage: Eukaryota; Metazoa; Chordata; Mammalia; Perissodactyla; Rhinocerotidae
Gene: NIBAN2
Product: niban apoptosis regulator 2
Exons: 14
Coding region: 48-2297 (749 amino acids)
Source: RefSeq, a predicted model, not a curated record